Molecule: messenger RNA, 4008 nt
Organism: Ipomoea nil (Japanese morning glory)
Lineage: Eukaryota; Viridiplantae; Streptophyta; Magnoliopsida; Solanales; Convolvulaceae
Exons: 4
Coding region: 1-4008 (1335 amino acids)
Biological process (GO): DNA integration
Molecular function (GO): nucleic acid binding
Source: RefSeq, a predicted model, not a curated record
AUGGAGGCACGCUUGAACCAGCUCGAACUAGUGGUGGCCGAUCUAAGUAAUCAGAUGGAAGAACAGAAGCAGACCACUUCAGAGUUGCUGGAACGAUUAGUUGCUCAGAUGAGCGAUUGGAAGAACGAGAUAGCUGAAACAAUCAGGCUCAAUCGUCCUCAGCCUCCGAUCCUCAGCUCCGUUCCAGGUGGAUCAUCGGUGAAUGGAGCAAGACGUGAUCCACCAGCUUACUCCCAUCACAGGCCGGGAAAGGCUCCCGCCGCACAAACUAUAAGGCAGGACGAAGUACUGGAAGGAGCAGAAUCGGACAGUGAAAUCGAGCCGGCGGAGUUCGCUAUGGACUGGACAAGAAGGAAAUUCCAAAGGCCAGUUAGGGACUCUCCUCUAUUAAGGUACCGUUAUGAUUUCCCUGCCUUUGAUUAUGAGCAUCCGAGGCUAUGGAUUAGUAGGUGUGAGAGAUUCUUCUUGUUGGCUUAUAUUCCAAAAAUUGAGAUAAUGCAUGUAUUGUAUGUAAACCUAACCGGAAAGAUAGGGUUAUGGUUCGAAGGAUAUCUGACUGGAUUAGACGAACCUUUCCAGUGGACUCACUUUGCAGAGGCAGUGGUUAGGAGAUUUGGGGAAGAUAGUGGGGUAGUGAUGGAAGAGAUCGCCUAUUUUAGACAGAUUGGAGGGGUGAUGGAAUUCACAGACAAAUUCGAGGAGUUCAGAAGCCAAUUAAUACAAAAACACCCCACCCUCACUGACCUAUACUUCUUAGAAGCCUACUUAGCCCGACUUAAGCCCCAUCUAAGAUGUUUUGUUAAAACAUCCCAACCCAAAUGUCUAGCUGAUGCAAUGUGGACUGCUAGACAGCUGGAAAAGGGCUUGAAAUUCAAUGAGCAACCCACAAAAAACCCUGCCCAAUAUAUAGCCAAAAAUUCCCAACCCAUAACCAACCUUGCAAACCCCAAGCCCUAUAGCCAAAAUACCAAUUCUAAACCUUAUACUAGCCAGGGAGCCACCACCUCUAGUGGCAGUAACAGCUCUCCUGGGCAUAAAUGUAAGGGAUCCACUCUCCACAAUGUUGAAGAGAAUGAAUUCCAAGAUGCAAAUGAUGAAUUAGCCACUGAGGAACCAGGGGAGGAACCGGCUGAGGUUUCCUUGUAUGCUAUGAUGGGGGGUGAAGGACUGAAUACUAUUAAGCUAUUGGGAGCAAUCCAAAGGCAACCAAUAGUCAUUUUGGUAGAUAGUGGAAGCACACAUAGCUUCCUAGACCCAAAACUCCUCACACAAUUAAGAAUGGAGUCAGAGAAAGCUCAGGUUCUCAGUGUGACAGUGGCCAAUGGGGAACAGCUAUGGUGUGAUGCUAUCUGUAGAAGAUUGUCCUGGCAGAUGCAAGGGGAAAUGUUUAUGAAGGAUUUCAGAUUGCUGAAACUAGGAGGGUGUAAUAUGGUCCUUGGAAUGGACUGGAUAGACCAAUAUGCACCUAUACAACUCCAUACUAGACCCCUUGGGCUAUCAUUUUAUAAGGAUGGCAAGAAACUGUUGUUGAAGGGGUUGGGUAGAAAAUCUGAAAGGUUACAAGCAGCAUCCAGCAGUGAAAUUAAGAAGUGGGAGAAGAAUGGAGUGCAAGGCUUCUUAGUCCACUGUGAGGGCUUGAAUAAUGAGACCUUGAAGGUCAGAAGAAGUAUGUUGAAUCAGGUGACUGUGCAGACUGAAUACCAGGAAUUAUCUGAAUUGAUCCAAGAGUUCCAAGACUUGUUUAAGGAGGCUGAAACCCUUCCACCAAGGAGGUUGCAUGACCAUGCUAUUCCCUUAAUGCCUGGAGCACAAGCUGUGAAUAUAAAGCCAUAUAGAUACUCCUUUGACCAGAAGAAUGUUAUUGAGGAAAUGGUAGGAGAUAUGCUCAAAUCUGGGGUUAUAACUGAAAGUGUGUCUCCCUUUGCAUCCCCAGUCUUGCUAGUCCCUAAAAAGGAUAAUACUUGGAGGUUUUGUGUGGACUAUAGAGCCUUAAACAACAUUACCAUCAAAAACAAGUUUCCCAUCCCAGUGGUAGAGGAUUUGUUUUCUGAGCUAGUUGGGUCCAAGUAUUUCAGCAAAUUGGAUUUAAGGGCAGGAUAUCACCAGGUUAGGAUGAGGGAAGGAGAAGAAUAUAAAACUGCCUUUAAAACCCACCAAGGUCUCUAUGAAUUCAGGGUCAUGCCUUUUGGGUUGACAAAUGCACCAGCUACAUUUCAAGCAUUAAUGAAUGUUGUAUUCAAACCAUUACUGAGGAAAUUUGUAUUGGUUUUUUUUUAUGACAUAUUAGUCUACAGUGCUGAGUUGGAACUUCACUGGGAACAUCUCAGAAGGGUUCUAGAGCUUAUGAGGGAGCACAAGUUGUUGGCCAAGCUAAGUAAGUGCUCCUUUGUACAGAAAGAAGUUGAGUACCUAGGCCACAUCAUCUUUGAUCAAGGCCUGCACACUGAUCCUUCCAAACUCCAAGCUAUAGCUGAAUGGCCUAAGCCUGAAUCCAUCAAGGCCCUGAGGGGAUUCUUAGGCCUCACUGGUUAUUAUAGAAGAUUUAUCAGGGCAUAUGGAGUCAUUAGCAGACCUCUAACAAGCAUGCUUAAAAAGAACUCAUUUCAGUGGAACAAGGAAGCUGAGAAUGCCUUUGAUCAGUUGAAACAAGCAUUGUGUGUUGCACCUGUGUUAGCCCUUCCUGACUUCCAGAAAACAUUUAUAGUAGAAGCAGAUGCUUGCCACAAAGGUAUGAGGGCAGUACUAAUCCAAGAGGAGAAACCAAUUGCCUACUUCAGCAAGGCAUUUGGGGAAAAGCAUCUAGGCCUAUCAAUCUAUGAGAAAGAGUUUAUGGCUAUCAUCAAUGCAGUAGAAAAAUGGAGAUCAUACCUGCUAGGGAGGCACUUCAUUAUUAGGACUGAUCACCACAGUCUGAAAUUCCUGCUGGACCAGAAAAUAACAACUUCAGCCCAGCAAAAAGGGUUGUCUAAGCUCCUAGGAUUGCAUUAUACAAUCCAAUACAAGAAGGGCAGUGAAAAUUGUGUUGCUGAUGCCCUUUCCAGAAGAGAAGUGAACCAAGAAGCUGAGCUGAAAGCUGUUCUAAGUAUAAGGCCACAAUGGAUGGAAGAAGUGGCCAACAGUUAUGAGGAAGAUGAUUGGGCCCAGGAUAAGUUAACAGCAAGUCUGAUCAACCCUAGCAAUGAUCCUAACAUUGCCAUAGUGGAAGGACUCAUCAGAUGCAAGUCUGAAAGUGUUGCAUCACCUGGAUUCUUGCAGCCCCUUGCCAUCCCUGAUCAAGCUUGGAAGGGGAUAGCAAUGGACUUUAUUGAAGGGUUGCCUAGAUCUCAAGGAAAGGAUGUGAUUCUUGUGUACAUUGUGACUGACAGAGAUAGGGUAUUUCUCAGUAAGUUUUGGCAGGCCAUAUUCAAGCAACUCCAGGUCCAUCUGAGUAUGUCUACGGCCUACCAUCCCCAGUCAGAUGGCCAGACUGAAAGAAUCAAUAGAUGCUUGGAGACCUACCUAAGAUGCAUGGUGUUUAGCAGACCCAAGGCCUGGGCCAAGUGGUUGCACUUAGCUGAAUAUUGGUACAACACCAACUUCCAUUCAUCCUUGCAGUGCACCCCAUUUCAAGCUCUCUAUGGGUACAAACCCCCUAUGUUGGCCUUAAGCACUGAAGGUGAAGUGGGAGUGGAGGGAUGGAUGGCUGAAAGAGCAGCUAUGUUGGCAGUUCUCAAAGACAAUUUGAAGACAGCCCAGGAAAGAAUGAAGCAACAAGCUGAUAGGAAGAGGAGUGAAAGGAUCUUGCAAGUAGGGGACUGGGUCUAUCUGAAAAUUCAGCCCUAUAGGCAACUCUCUGUGGCUAUAAGAUCUAACAUUAAGCUCACAUCCAAGUACUAUGGGCCUUACCAAGUUAUUGAGAAGGUUGGUCCUGUAGCAUAUAGGUUGGACCUGCCAACCAGUGCACAAAUCCACCCCGUAUUCCAUGUAUCUCAGCUGAAGAAGAAGGUGGGAAACUCAGCAGCCCUGUAA